Molecule: messenger RNA, 5074 nt
Organism: Anolis sagrei ordinatus
Lineage: Eukaryota; Metazoa; Chordata; Lepidosauria; Squamata; Anolidae
Product: phosphofurin acidic cluster sorting protein 2-like
Biological process (GO): protein localization to plasma membrane
Molecular function (GO): transmembrane transporter binding
Source: RefSeq, a predicted model, not a curated record
GCGCUGCUGAGGCGGAGGCCGGGCUGGGCCGAGGGUCCCGGCCGCCUAGCUUCGAACCCUGGCCAUGGCUAUGGCGGCAGCAGCAGCAACAGGGGGGUCUGCGGGCGGGGCGGCCUCGCUGGUGGGCUCGGGGCCCUCGGGGCCGUCGGGCGCGGGGAUGGCGGCUCCCCCGGCGGGUCCUUGCGGGGCGGUCCCGGUGCCCAUGAACCUCUUCGCCACCUGGGAGAUCGACCGCUCCGCGCCCAGCUGUGUGCCCAGGCUGUGCAGUCUCCGUCUGAAAAAGCUGACCGUGUUGAGGGAACUGGACAAAGAGCUCAGCUCCGUCCUCAUCGCCGUCAAGAUACAGGGUUCAAAGAGAGUCCUGAGAUCCAAUGAAUAUGUUCUACCCCCGGGAGGCUUGAUGGAAACCGACCUGGAACUGACCUUUUCAUUGCAGUACCCACACUUCCUGAAAAGAGAUGGCAACAAGCUUCAAAUCAUGCUCCAGCGGAGAAAGAGAUACAAGAACCGCACAAUUUUGGGCUACAAAACUCUGGCUGUGGGCAUUAUUAACAUGGCUGAGGUCAUGCAGCACCCAACCGAUGGAGGGCAGCUCUUGGGCUUGCACAGCAACAUCAAGGAUGUGAGCAUCCGGGUGGCCGAAAUCAGCAUCUAUUCCCUCUCCAGCCAGCCCAUUGACCAUGAAGAUGGGAAUGUCCCCUCUGGUCCUAAAAUUAAAGCUUCUGACCGCUCUCCAGAUAUUGAUAACUAUUCAGAAGAAGAGGAUGACAGUUUUUCUUCUGAGCAGGAAGCCAGCGAUGAUGCAGUACAAGGCCAGGAUUUAUACGAUGAAGAAGACGAAGUGCGGAAGCCGAAGAAAGCCAGGCGGAAAAUGAUCAGAACCACGUCGAUGACAAGAGUACAGUCAAUUGUUCUCUUCUUUCUGAAAGAGGGGAAAUAUCAUGGUCAACCAAACUUCAAGCAAAAAUUUGUUGCCUUGCUGAAGAGGUUCAAAGUGACAGAUGAGGUUUUGGAUUCUGACCCGGUGGAUCAGACUCAGGAGGUGGAGGAAGACUUGGGCCUGCUUUAUGAUAGCCUUGAGGAAUGCAACAACAGCGACAGCGGUCCAGAAAUAGAAGAUAACGAAAGUGUCCACAGCACUCCUAAGCCCACUUUGAGGCGCUUUUUUGAGGGUGUCUCUCACUCUGGUUCCCAGACUGAGAUCAGCAGUCUGCACGGCCAAAAAGGGCAGGAGCGAGAGUCGGGCAGCCCUGGAGAAGCGGAGAAACGAAAAGUGGGUGCCCCUCGUACCCAAGAUGAGACUGCCAUGGAAACCACGGCCGUGGACUUGGAGGCCGAGGAGUCCUGCCCUGGAGGGCCAGCAGAAACGGUCUUGAAAGAAAGCAGUGUGGACAGACUAGCCCAGCUGAGCAACAUCAACAAGCCUGAGUACCCAGCUACUGUUUCUCCCAGCAAAGCUGAGAACAAACAGCUGUGGCGACCUCGCAGCAUGUCAGUCAAGGACAGGCAGAACUCCAAGGGUCACAGCGACCGAACAGGCAGCCUGGACAGUGAGAACUCACCAGAUUCCCGGCAGAACACCCAGGUGCCUCGGAAGUCUGUGUAUGACCAGCUCAACCAGAUCCUGGUCUCAGAUGAACAGCUGCCAGAGAGCAUCAUUCUGGUGAACAUCACUGAGUGGCAAGGCCAGUAUCUGUGUGACCAGCUCCAAGAUCACAAGCAGCCCAUUGUCUCCACCUGCUCCAUGGCAGAUGUCCAGGCAGCCUUCAACACAAUUGUUUCUCGUAUUCAGAGAUACUGUAAUUGCAAUUCCCACAUGCCUCCCCCAGUGAAAGUGGCCGUGGCAGGGGAUCAGAGCUACCUGAGCAUCGUCCUGCGCUUCUUUGUGGAGCAGCUGGCCAGUAAGACUCCAGACUGGCUCAACUACCUCCGUUUUCUCGUGGUGCCCUUGGGCUCUCACCCCUUGGCCAAGUACCUUGGUUCUGUGGAUAACAGGUACAGCACCUUGUUCCUCGAUGCAGCUUGGAGAGAACUCUUUAGCAAACUUGAACCUCCUAAUUCAGAUGCUGUGGACGUCCCUGGCCGGAUCGCCCAGUUCAUCUCGGGCGCCAACAUAUCACAUCAGCUGCCCAUUUCUGAGGCCAUGUUAACCUACAAACAGAAGAGGAAAAGAAGCCUCUAUUUUGAUUUUUAUAUCAGCCCAGAUGAGGACUCCUGCCAGAAAUUUGUGCCGUUUGUUGGGGUGGUGAAGGUGGGCCUUGUGGAGCAGUCUUUCAACACUUCAGUUGAUUCUGAUGAUGCUACCAUCUGCACCACCUCACUGCUGAGCUCUUCCUCUCCAUCUGGUGGAAGUGUUCCCUAUACCAAGGAGGCAGUGGGCACCCCUCCGCCUUCCCCAUCUGUCAGCAGUGGGCUCUCAGGGGCCGGAAAUUUGAGUCCUGGUGUGGAGGUGAUGGGUCUGCAAGUAGACUAUUGGACUGCUCAGGGGCCAGAGAAGAAAAAAGAGGCCGAGAAGCGGGAAACAGGCAUCAAGAACACCCUGAAGAGCAAUUUCCGCUCCCUGCAGGUCAGCCGCAUCCCAGGCCCCGGGGAGCUGACCCCACCCAGCACCAUGGCCAUGACUGUGGUCACCAAGGAGAAGAACAAGAAAGUGAUGUUCCUGAGUAAGAAACCGAAAGAAAAGGACUUAGAGCCGAAAAGCCAAGUGAUUGAGGGCAUCACACGCCUGAUCUGCACAGCCAAACAUCAAAACACCAUGCUGCGUGUUUGCAUUGAUGGCGUGGAGUGGAACGAUGUGAAGUUUUUCCAGCUGGCUGCACAGUGGCCAACACAUGUCAAGCAUUUCCCGAUCGGCAUCUUUGGCUACACAAAAAGUGUGUGAUUAAAAACAACAACAACAACAAACAGGCAGCCUCUGGAAGUCCCAGGGCUUUGCCAGACUGAAUGACAGAGGAGAGAGACUGUCGGGCUUCUUGGAUUUCAAAUGACUGACUGACUGCCCAGUGCUGGAGACUAAGUCUGGCCAGGGCCUCGCUUGCUCCUUUUUUUUCGGUGCAAGGAGCAUCCCGAUUUGCUUUACGUCUCACCUGUUUUGUUUUGUUUUUUUAGUUUUAAUGUGAAAGUGGGUCCUAGGAAAUGAAAGGAAGACACACACACACAUACAUACACAGCUUCUCAACCUGGAUUCUUGUAACUAGAAUGUCAGACUGGUUUUCUAUGUCCAAGUGGCAUCAGGAAUAAAGAGGCCGAGGGGAUUCAUACAGCCGCACCCCGCUUCAACUACGAGGUGUUUUCCUCGCAGCAGCUGAGAUUCAGUUCCCUUCCACGCCUUGCCUGGCUGGCUUGGGCAAGAAAGGGAAAAGCAGGGUCUCUGGGACAAACGGCGAUCUUCUAAUAUGUUUAUUGAAAUGUGUGUUAUUGCCCUCCUCCUAGGAUCGCUCAUCCAGGUUCACCCAGUAGCGUUCUGGGCAAGCUGGACUUCUGCCCACAAGUGCCACUCUGCAGUCCUCUGUCUCUUUUUCUCUCAGAAUCUACCCGAGGGCUACUGGGGUUUUGUUGUCUUUUAACAUGAAGCAGCCUUCCCCUGUCUCUCCUGUCCAGCCCUCCCCAGUCCUGUUUGGCUUCCCUGCCUUUGGAUACGCGUGGGCCAGGGUAUUAAAACAACAGGUACAGCGAUGGCCGCAAAGGCAGGUGCCACUUUUGUUUCUGCAGCAGACCCUGUUCUUGUGGAGCAGGGGGGUGUCCGUGAGUAUUUUGUGUCGUUCCUACGUUGCUUCCCUAUGUUCUCGUGAAAGGUAACAGAGGGGUUGUUUUUCCCUCAUCCAUCAGCUGUGAGCACAAGAUAGGGAGGUGGCAUACCAAUGGCCAGUUUAGGAUAGCGUUUGGUCCAGGAUUUGACAGCAGGUAGGAUUAUUGAGCUACAGUGAAAGGAAGAACCAUAGAAGACCGAAGGCCCUUCCAGUGGAAUGGGAAAGAAAUUUUGCUCUAAGCAACAAAGGCGAUGAAGGGAGAAGGAGGGAGAGGUUAGGUGUUUCUCCCCUAGUUCUUCUGCUGUAGCUUUUAUGGAGGAUGUAAAGAAAGCAGAACACAAAAAGGUCUAUUAAAGAAUAGGAAUAAGUCUACUUCCCUACUGCAGUUGUCUGGGUACGGUGAUAAAGAGAGCUACUGCUCUUGCAGGUGCCAGGCCAAACAGGGCCCCAGCGGCAAAGGCAUGUACUUGUGAUGAAACCAGCUUAUGAGUCAUUGAACAGUAGUCAGCCCCACUUGCACUCUCCCCAGACAAGAACGUGGUGGCUACAGGGCUGCAAGAAGUCCUCAGUUAUGGAGGUGGACCCAAGUUCUUUCUUCACUGCAUUGCAAAGGCAUGUACUUGUGAUGAAACCAACUAAUGAGUCGUUGAACAGUAGUCAGCCCUACUUGCACUCUCCCCAGACAAGAGCGUGGUGGCUACAGGGCUGCAAGUAGUCCUCAGAUAUGGAGGUGGACCCAAGUUCUACCUUCACUGCACUGCAGUAUCAGGUUCCUUGUGCCAUGUCAGAUUCACAAAGAAGGCGUGAGAUCCGUUGGCAGGGUCAGAUGCAGUGGCAGGCAGGACAGGAGGGAGGUGCGAUUAGGAAGUAUCCUUCCCACUCUCCUGCUCUAUUUUAAGUCCUCCUAUUGAACAAGGGAACUAGAACAUAAGAACCAGUGAAUGCAGCAAGGUGUCCUAAGGGUAGACUUCCUGUGGCAGCUACUGGCCCCUCCUCGCCCUCCCUCACUGGAUUCACAAGCGUCCCCUUCCCUCCUCCUAACUCCUGAAGCACACGGGCUUCACGGCCAGGGCCUUGACCCACCUGGAAGCUUGUGUCAUUAGAACUGCCAAGCCAACCUUCCCCUGCCUUGAAAGUGUAUCCUACCGAACUCAAGAGACCUAAACUGUGGUGUUGCGCCUGUGCGGCGGACACAGCUGCUUGUGGUUAGGAGAGCAGGGAUGGUGGGUUAACCCCAUUUUUUACAAGAUUCUAUUUUUGUUAAAACUUAAUGUAAGGUUGCUUUCUGGAUUAAUUUUAAUAAAUUAAUGCUGGUACCAUUGUGA